Molecule: messenger RNA, 8053 nt
Organism: Culex pipiens pallens (northern house mosquito)
Lineage: Eukaryota; Metazoa; Arthropoda; Insecta; Diptera; Culicidae
Gene: ab
Product: protein abrupt
Exons: 10
Coding region: 1036-3723 (895 amino acids)
Biological process (GO): regulation of transcription by RNA polymerase II
Cellular component (GO): nucleus
Molecular function (GO): protein binding
Source: RefSeq, a predicted model, not a curated record
ACGCUCUUAUUCAGUGCGCGCGUGUAAGUGUGCGAGAGAGGGAGAGCGCGAAUCGAGUUGCUCAUCAUCGCACACACAGAGGCUCCUCCAGUUGGUUGACGUUCAGUGUGCGUUGAGGGCGCACUUGAAGUUCAGUUGCACAGCGUGUCGUGUCGAGGGAGGAAGUGUGUAGGGAACCCACCUGGCUUGCGAUACGGUACACACAACCGGGUCUCGUGUCAACGCCGACUACUACUACUCCGGCGGCGGCUCACAAUAGUGAGAAGUACCUGUUCGCGACAACCACAACAAGAUCAAGCGGGGUUCACCGUUGACAGCCGCGCGGAGCCGUCUCCAGUCUGCAGGUCGCGCUUCGCGAAUCCGGAACACGUUCGUUCCGCGCCGUGACGGAAAGGCACUAGCAAACCAAUACAAAACAAGCCUAAUCUCGGGAGUGUGUGCGGUUCGCGGAGAAAAACAAACGACACGGGGAAAACAAAAGCAAGAUAAACAACUAGUGACAGUUUGUGGACAGUGUCAAAAGUGCAGAAAGUGAGCGGGUUUUUUUUGGAAAAGGAAGAAGAGAUACCGGAAGCAGAUGCAGCAGUGAUAACCGGUGAAGAAUUGGUUCCCUCGUGUAAGGCAGCAGUUUGAACAGACCCUCGGAACCAUCUGCAGAGUGUGCAAGCGCUACCAAGUGAUAUCAAGUGUCAAAAGAUUUCCGUGUCGCAAGAAGAGGAUUUUCCAGAAAGGUGACAAGUGCUCCGAUCCCGAUCCCCGGAUCCAGCAGCCGAUCCGCGUUGAGUUAUUGAAAUUCCGUCCUUUGUUUUGAACGAGCACCACCACCACCAUCAACCUGAACCGCGGAAGGAGGCGAGAAAAUGGAUUUCCAACGAAAGCUUAAAUGAUCUCAAACCAAAAAGAUAAAAAAACUAGAAGAAAACUACUACCUCUUAGCACUCGCACUGCUACUACUAAAAGUUACAAGCGUAAGGAGUCAACUAACAAACAAGAACAAGAACUCAAGCCCCCCCUCCUUCCGUCUCGAUGUAUUGAAUGACUACGGCAAGUGUCGCGAGCCAGCAGCAGCAGCACAGUCAGAACCUGAGACGACUUCCGGCGUCGUCCUUCACCGCCGCCAGGAUGAAUGAAACGCAGCAGAUGCACCCGUCGGAGCACACGAGCCCGCCCCCCGGCAGCAUACACAACAACAACAAUAACAACAACAGCAAGAACCGGGCCAACACGAACAGCAGCAACGAUGCCAAACUGGACCACCACCUGGCGCUACUGGCGCGGGAACACCGCGAGCGGGAACGGGAAAACAGCAGCCACCACAGCAGCAGCAGUCACCAGCUUCACCAGCAACUUCGCGAUCAGCUGCGAGAUCGAGACCAGUCCAGCAGCAGUAGUCAGCAGCAGCAGCAGCAACAGCAACACAUGCAGCAGCAGCACCGGACGACGAUGUCAUCGCCGACGCCGUCCGAGCAGCAGCAGUACGCCCUCAAGUGGAACGACUUCCAGUCGUCGAUACUGUCCUCGUUUCGGCAUCUGCGCGACGAGGAGGACUUUGUCGAUGUGACGAUCGCGUGCGAGGCGCGGUCGUUCACGGCGCAUAAGGUCGUGCUGAGUGCGUGUAGUCCCUACUUCCGCAAGCUGCUGAAGGCGAAUCCCUGCGAGCAUCCGAUUGUCAUCCUGCGUGACGUACGCUCCGAGGACAUCGAAAGUCUGCUAAGAUUUAUGUACAACGGCGAAGUGCACAUCGGACAGGAUCAAUUAAGCGAUUUCCUCAAAACGGCACAAUUGCUCCAAGUGCGGGGGCUGGCAGAUGUGCCGAAACCGGGCAGCGGCAAUGGCAGCGGCCACCAUCACCAAAAGGAACCAUCGUCCUCGGCCUCUUCGGCAGCAGCGGCAGCGGCGGCGGCGGCGGCGCUAAAUUCCUCCUCGUUAUCGACACCUGCUGUUCAGGAGCUAAAAGCAUCACCCACUUCAACCUCGUUACCAUGGGAGCUGCCGGAUGAUUCGACGCCGGCGCCCCCACCCCAGAAGCGUACCAAGAGCUCGGAACUGUACCGCAAGCAGCACGGCCUCAGCCCGGACGAUCCGAUCCCGCUGGAUCUGCUGCCGGUGCCCGGCCAGCACCCGUUGACGCGCGAGCGCGACCGCUCCAAGGACAAGAGCAAGCUCAGCGGCGGCGGUAGCGUCCUGGACUUUGAGCACCGGGACCGCGAUCGCAGCCUGGAGCUGCGCGAAUCGCUGCUCGGGCAGGCGCUCGAAGGUGGACCCACCCUAUCCGUGCCAUCGAAACAUCCCGAUCUGUCGUCGCUGCAGGCCAUGGCCAGCGGGGAGGACUCCAACAGCAGCGAUACCGCGGCCUCCGACCACGGGGACGACAUCGAGGGCAUGAACGGAAACGUCGAGCACACGCGGCCCUCGUUCCCCUUCCUCGGACUGCAGGGCAUUCCCGGCCUGAUACCGGGGCCCUCCGGCAUGCACGGGGACAACUUUGCAGUCUCUCGCCGUUCUUUAGAAAUGCGAGUACGAGCCACCGACCCGCGGCCCUGCCCCAAGUGCGGCAAGAUCUACCGCUCGGCCCACACCCUGCGCACCCACCUGGAGGACAAGCACACCGUCUGCCCGGGCUACCGGUGCGUCCUGUGCGGAACCGUGGCCAAGUCGCGCAACUCGCUGCACUCGCACAUGUCCCGCCAACACCGCGGUAUCUCCACCAAGGACCUGCCCGUACUGCCGAUGCCCAGCCCGUUCGAUCCGGAGCUGGCCUCCCGGCUGCUGGCCAAAGCCGGCGUGAAGAUUUCCCCCGCGGAGCUGCGAGCGCGCGCAUCGCCCACCGGAACGCGCCGCAACGACGGCAUGAAGCUGGAGCUGCGAUCGGGCGCCGACCAGGACGAGUUCGACGACCCCGAGGACCUGACGAUGUCGCAGCAGAGCGGCCACAGCGAGAGCCAGCGGCGGUUCCACGAGAGCAUGAUGGGCAUGUCGCCGUCGAUUCCCUUCGGAGACGUUUCACCGUUCAACCACCCUAGCACGACGAUCACCAGGGUGGGACAGGAAGGCAACGGUAACAAGCAGGACCAGUCUGGCGGGCGCGGCCAUGGCAACGGAUCGGGAAUGGGUCAUGGUGGCCCGGGAGGGAACGGCAACAACGGUGGAGGCAGCAGUAGCGGUGUGAACCACAUGCAACCCAACACCCCCACCGGAUCGGCCAUUCUGGAUACGUAUCUGCAGUUUAUCACGGAGAAUGCAUUCGGAAUGGGCAGCAUGACGCAGGAACAGGCCGCGGCCGCAAUCCAGGCGGCCAAGUACGCCCAACUCAAGGCGAUGGGCCACAACCUGGACCAGCUACCGCCAGGAUUCCUCCCGCCCCAGCUGGACAUUGCCAAGCUGACCGGUGGCAGUCCGGGAGCCGAUCUCGGAUCCGCCCUCGGCAAGCUCCAGUCCCAGAACCCGAACGUGACCAUCGAACCCGCAUCGAACCGUGGCGACGACCCGCGACACCUCCAGAUGAGCGCCCAGCAGAAGCUCCUCUCGCUGGCCGCCGGCAACGGAAACCACAACCUGAACAACAACUCGAUUCUCAACAGCGAUUCGAUUCGGCGUGGCGACUCGUCCGAACCGAUGGAUUUGGGACUGGACGGACCGCAGCACCAGCAUGGAAACGACGACGGGCACAGCUCCGGCGACGAGCGGAACUACUCCGACGACGAGGGCGUUGGCACGAAUUGACGCUAGGAAAUUUACUCUGGACAAGCCAAGUUUUAAGGACUAAGUUAAAGAUGAUUACCUCCGACCGAGCGUCCGCCGCGGCGCGACCAAAAUGAGUAAAUUCGUUGUGCCAUCCUUAAUUAAGUGAGUAUGAUAAUUGUUCUCGACAUAUUAGUACUGUAUAAAUCCAUCCACGUGAACAAAGAGACAACAAUCGUCCUCAUGUACGCAGAGAACACAAACUCGUGAAUGUUAAUACCUCAGGUUAUUAGUUAUUUUGUUCAUUUUAGUUCCGACGAUAGGAAAGAAAACCUUAGUGUGUAAGCGAAGAAAACAAGUCUACCACGCGGGCACAAAUAUGUUACGUGCGACCGCGUAGACAAAAAACUGCAAUCCGUAAUUGAAAUACCUCAUAUUGAAGAAAUAACGUUUAAUUUAAAGCUUCCCCCUUUUUGAAAAGCCGGGAAGCAGGUUUUCUCCUGUUGUACUACUUACUUAGUGAUGAUAAGAGCAUGUAUUUACAAACAAGCAACAAACCAGUUGAGACACACAAUCCGUCAGUCUACCUCAAACACGAUAGUUAGUGAAAGUUACGAUUUUUAACAAAGCAUCUACUUAUACACACACUGACAUCCAUACGCCAGUUGAUACAAACAAAAAACGAACGUGAAUCUCCCAACUAUCACAAAACGAAAGAAAAAGAGAGAGGAAUAAACGUAUACUAAAACACAGAUACGAAAACAUACACACGAAAACACGCAGAACCUCUGUAUACGCGAAUGCGCUAUCCCGCUAUACCUAACCCCUUUUUAUCCUUAGAGUUUAACCGAAGCACAACUUUGGCAAUUUUUACUGCACAAAAUACGAAAUAAACAACAACAAAAAACUUUUAUCAGAACCGCUAUACGAAAGCAAUUGAAUUCACCCUACAAAUGUAUACUGAAUCUUUUUCCGUUUUAUUUUCACCUUAAAAAGUUCGAAAAUGGUUUAAAACUAACCCCAACCUAUACGAUUCAAACAACCUAUAUCAGAGCAAAAUUUGCCAGUAUACGUCACACAACAUACGAAAAUGCAAACAAACUUGUAUACCAUCGAUUCACCAACUCUCGGCACAGUCGCGGACGGGACGCAAGUCCACUUGUCUGUGUCACACACGCCGAGUGCGAGAGACAAGUUUAUACGAUUUAUCAAACGAAACGCAAGUAAUACGAACUAAAACAACCGAUACGAUAUCAAAUCAAGUAUACUAAAAAACAAAAACACACAGAAGAGAAUGCGUUGCGAUUCCACUAUCGAAUCUCAUAAGUUAAAAUCACAAGCGAUAAAAAUACUCACUCGUAAACAAUCACAACUACCUCUUGACGUUUUUGUUUUUAAAGCAUCGCUCGAGCAAAAAUGCAGCGAAAAGUUUGCUCAAAUUUGGCGCAUGUCUUUCUUUUCUCCUUCAAAUUACAAUUUACUUACAACUUCGGUGUUUUUUCACAGUUUAGAAUCGGAAAAAAACUUACCUGUAUUUGCAACCGCCUACUUCAAUCUAUUUUUUCGUUCUCUCGCUGAGUGACAGCACCGCACGCCAGCAUCUGUCAUUCAAACUGACGUCGAUGCGUUACGUAACGCUUUGCAAGGGGCGCGACACUGCAAGUUUUUUCGGACAUGCCUUAAAUUUUAGUGAACUUUUUUGCAAUUUUUCUUCGGAAUCCUCAACACAAAAAAGCACACACGAAAGUUACGCACACCUACUCACUACGCAGUGAAACAAUAGAUUUAUAUUUAUUAACUGAAACAACCUCAGGAUUUGUUACUAUGCAAUUAUCGUCACGUUCGUGACGUUCAAGCGAUCUGAAAUACUCCGAGUCCAGUUUUCAAACAUUACAACUAGUGCAACACAAAACGGGUAUAAUAUUAUGUUUUUUACACAGCUGUUUAAAAUAGUUUUUUUGUUUACUCAGGUAUGUUUUAGUUAUAGUUGAUACACACACAAGCACACAAAAGCAUCCAACCUAGGAGAAGGUGAAACAUUUUAAAUGUUUACCAAUUUUCCUAACAAAACCAACAAACCUCUAGAAACUCUGUGUACAAAUUUUUCCGAGCAAAGUAUUUAAGGAAGAGAACAAGCAAUAGCGCAAAAGUAUUGAAUCUCAUCUUUUCGAAUCUCUCCGAUCCCUUCCGGCAUCCAAACAAAAAUUAACGCUCUCAAAGUUUGUACUUAAAACGCGAUUUAGACAAAAAACAAAAAAAUCAAUCACUUCCUGUAUAGCUUGCUUCCAACUUGCGUGGAAUAAGAAAAUGCUUCCCAAUCAAAACAAAAAUAUUUCCAUGAAAGUUUUACUGAAAAUACACACACAAAAGAAACCUGUAAAUAGAUGAAGCACAUUAUCAAGUAGGAAAAAGUAGCGAUUUUAGAGUUUAAAAACAUGGUUAAGUAAGCGUUUACGGUUAAGCUGAUACUUAUAAAGAAAAGAGAAUGAUUUAAGAAAUGUAAAAUUCUUGUAAUAACAUACACAAACAAACAAACACAAAAAAACCCUAGCGUUACUUACUCGAUUGGUGUAUUUUCGACGGAAGCAAACAAAAAAGUGGUUUUCAAACUAUGCAAGAACGCAGAAUAGCUAAAUUAAAAGAUAUAUAAAAACUUGAUACAAAGCGAUAAGGAUUAGGCAAAGCGCAGCAGAAAAAUGCACUUUUUAUUAUGUUUUCAUUAAACGCGUUAUUUAAACACAAGCUUUUGGUUGAAGUGUUUUCUUCUUUUUCCACUGUGAAUGGUUCAAAUCAAAAUUACAAAUUUAGUUAACAAAAGAGAGAGAGAGUGCGUUUUAGAAAUUCAAUGAAUUUUUCAACUCACGCCAGUUAUGUUAUUAUAUGUUGUACUUACAAAAAAAUAAAACAAAAAAUCUCGUCUUUAAGAUCAGUUCUCCCCUCCCUUCCACCGUUGGACGCAAUUUAUUUAUGUUUGAAACAAAAUUUUUAGAUUCGCUUCGUUUCGAUCACAAAAUGCUAGAGGGUAGAGUUAAGUGCUUAGAAAAAAAAGAAAAACUAAGCGCGGAAAAGAGAGUUGUUAAAUAUUAAUUGCUGCGACUAUUGUGGGAAAAAGCAAACAAAAAUAUUUUAUUUAAUGUGUGAUAGACUUACUCUAAAACAUGCGUAAAACAAAUGCUGAUUGCUGAAGAGAUAAAGAAAAAAACUACAAAAACAAAAGUUAGAUUAUUGAACAGCGCGAAGAGCCGUAGAUUAAAAAUAUAUUUAGUAAGUAGUAGCUAACGAAAUGGAAAUCUAAAAAAGCGCAAAAAUAAGAAUCUAUAUUUAAAUAAAAUGUUCGUUCAAUAAGUAAAGCUACCACUUCUCGUAAAUUGUAAGAUAUAUUUUCAUUUUUUAAGUUUUUUUUUAUAAUUAUAGUUCAACCGUAAUCAGGAAUUAUAUAUAAUUUUUUCAGAGAAAAAAUAUAUUUAAAAAUUAUAAUUUGUUUAUUUUUUAUUUUUAUUUAAGUUUAUUUCCGAAACAUUCCCUGUCUUUCCACCACUUUCAUUCUUUGCCUUUUGUUACUUAUUCUUUCACGGAAACCAACCCAACUUUGUUCACUAUUUCGGGGUGUGCCUUUUUUGAAGUCAAGUCAAGAUUUGUAAGGCAGAGCAAAACUAAUACGCGAGAAAUGCAAAUGAUGAAAAACGCAAGGAAAUAGAGACAGUAGAAUGGGAUACAUCGCAGCUUGAUUCAUAAAUACAAUACAAGUUCCUAAACAAAGUAGAAAAAAAGAAAAAAAACUUUUUUACAAGCAGAAAAAAAAAUCUAAUCAGCUAACCUUCCUUUUAGAGCGCAAACCGUAGAGAAAGUAGACAUUUUCAGCAUAAAAAUAUCGCAUUUUUAUCAACAUUGAAACAAAAUUAUCAGCAAAAAAACAAGAAAGAAAUGAAGAGAAAAACAAACUCGUUCAAGACAAUAAUGAUGAUCAUUUCUUGUAAACAAAAAAAAAAGCGCGACUCUCCCUCCCCCUUUUCCAGUGUUUGGUGUCGUCUGGAAAGUGUCACUUUUUAACCGAAACCCCUAACCUGGUAAAAACGCAUGAAAGAAGAGUAAAAUAAUGACCUGUGUAGAUUCAACCUAACCUCUUUAAAAAAAAUAAAGGAGGCAAACCAUUAGAUGAGAAAACGCAUUAUUUUGAUCACAAACAGAAAAAAAAACAUUGCAAAGAUAUCACAAAACAAAAACAAAACACAAACAAACAUUAGUGCAAUACCGCGUUGACAGUGAGACAAAAACUAGAGAAAAUAUUGAAGAUGAUAAAAAGAUAAAGAAAUUAACCGAGUCUGAUUCGGACAAACAAAAGUGUAGUUGUACAACAAAGAAAAAACCUAAC